CGCCGUUUGGAAAAAAAAAAAAAAAAAAGAAGAACAAGACUAGCAUUUCACACUGACAAAUCUCCCUCAACUACUCAGCACAUUAAUUCAAAGCAGAGUUCCUUCCUUUCAUCAAUCUUUCUUCAGAAAAUGGAUUUCACGCUGCUGCUCGCCUUCUCCUCCUUAAUCCCAAUCAUCAUCGCCUCUGUUUCCGGGGACGAAGCUAUUGACUACUUCACGGUUUGCUCGCAGCCUUUCGAUUGCGGGAACAAAACCAACCUUUCCUAUCCUUUCUGGGCAACCGAUCACCGGCGGCGAGAGUGCGGGCAUCCGGAUUUCGAGCUGAUCGGAUGCGGAAACGGAAAUCAGCACCCUGUUCUCGUCGUAACAGAGUCCCUGCACCUCCGCCUAAUUGCCGUGAAUCAGUCUUCAAAAACGCUGACCGUCGCCCUGCCAGAUUAUCGAUACACAGCUUGCCCGCGAAUCAACGCAACUCUGAGCAGCACGCUGCUCGCUCCUUCCCCACUCGAAGCUGCCGCCCUUCAGAAUCUGACCCUGUUCUUCGGCUGCCCGUCACGUGCGGGGAUUCCGGAUACGAGGCUGUCGUGUUCGGUUGCCGGCGAUUUGGUAUCGUUCUACGCGAACGAGACGGUUGUGAGGGAUAGGGAUUUGGGAGGGCUGCUUGAGUCAUGCACAGGGAGAGUGGUUUUUCCGAUUCCGGCGGAUGUUGACGGUGGAAUCUGGGGGAGGGACGGGGAGGCGCAGCUGCAGAGAGUUCUGGAUAGUGGAGUCAAUUUGUCAUAUAGCUACGGAGGUUACCAAGUGCUGUGCGAGCAGUGUGGCGAGUUCGGCGGGUUGUGCGGCACGGCGGCCGGAGGGUCUACUUUCUUGUGUCACUGCCUCGCCGGAUCCCAACCGCUCAGUUGCCCUGUAUCAAUAGCUGCUGGAGCACCAUAGCUGAGCAAAGAAGAAAAAUUUUGGAGGUAAGUUCUGCUUACAUUGUUUGAAUGAGCAUAUUAAAAUUUUGAUUAAUUU
Messenger RNA from Linum trigynum, 1014 nucleotides. The record is from the annotation of a GenBank genome assembly. NCBI's taxonomy places the organism in Eukaryota, Viridiplantae, Streptophyta, Magnoliopsida, Malpighiales, Linaceae.